CGGCGUUGCUUCCUGACGGCUGGUUGUUACGGUAACUGCGGGAACGCCGAGGGCUCCAUUGCGGAGGGAACCGUAGAUCGGUGCUGAAGCGGCUGCCAGGGUUUGGGAGGGCGGCCUGUGCCGCUGGGCCUCAGAAUUGGACAGAACUUGACAAUGUUAAUAUGGCAGUCUACUUUGAUCAUCGUAUUGAGGCACCAGGUACCGUGGGCUCUCCAUCAGAGAUUGCUUGGCAUUGUAUCCAUCCUUUGCUGGCAGUAGCCUCUGUCAGUACCAGCAGCACUCCAGCAGGCAGUGUGGAUGUAUAUCUUGAGCAGGGAGAACACAUCCCCAAUGCACACAUUGAUCGUCCUUUCCAGCCAGGACUCAUCAGUUGGCAUCCUUCCAAGAGGAUUCUGGCAGUUGGUUGGCAAACUGGAGUGGUGAUAUUUUGGUCUGAUCACGGUUGGGAUGAACACCAGAUAACAGGUGGCACACACCGAGCUGAGAUCACUAUCUUAGAAUGGAGCAGCAACGGCACACGGCUGAUCUCUGCUGAUAAGGCUGGAGUGCUGAUGGUUUGGAGAGUGGAUCAACAUGGGAGAGUGCAAGGACCACCCCUUGGUAAACAGGAUUAUGGCAAGCACUUGGUCCACUGCAUCUUCAAACCUCCAGCCCCAGGAGAGGACCUGGUACAGUUGGCAAAAGCAGCUGUAAGUGGAGAUGAGAAUGCCUUGGAUAUGUUUAACUGGAAGAAGGUUGGUAAGGGAGAUGCACCAUUUAAAGUUGGACUUCAAGAAGGAAUCGUGUGCUUUGUUAGUACAACAGAUGGGAUUGUGUACUACGUUGGUGAGAAAGGGAAGAGCUUGCAAAUCCUCCGCACUGAUGGGCCAAUCAGGAAGCUCAUGUACAUGGAGGAGAAGGAAAUUCUAAUGAUCGUGACUGAGGCACUCUUCCUGUCUCAGCAUCGUAUUGGUCUUGAUGGAACAAGUCAAGAGCUUAUGAAGGUCAAGCUGAGCGGAAAGACAGGUCAAGCUGCUGAUAUUAUCUGGGCAGAGAGGGACCUUCUCUUCACAGCAGCAGGUGAAACAGUUGUUAGACUCUGGGAUCUGGAUAGAGAUGAGAAUUGUGCUUUGACACUAGAUGAGCAUCUGGGAUUUAGCACCGGAGAAAGCAUCAAUUGCAUCUCCUACUGUGAAAGCAAAGGUAUCCUAGCGGCUGGCACCACUAAAGGACAAGUUGCUAUGUGGCGAAGGGCUCUGGUCAGCAGUAUAGGAGGUCACCGCAUGCAGGGGAAGGACCAAUGGAAACUGCAAGCUCCAAUAGACCUUGAAGGAAAUAUAAUACAGCUCAAGUGGGGCUCCAGUAAGAACCUGCUCUCUGUGAACAGUGCUGGCACAGUCCUCAUCCUUAGUGAGCAAGUGAUGUCUGCUCACUUCAACCAGCAAGUUGCAGCAAUACAGGUGGCUCCCAACCAGCUCAGCCUUAGCUUCUUCGCGUCAGGAAACCAGCAGAUGUUGCGAACAGACAUACAUGUCAAAGGGGUUUAUGUCACCAAGGAGAUGGUGGUGGUGUGGAAUGCGAAACACAUCAGUGUUUUUGAACUGUUUGGACCAUCAAUGAGAAAUGCCGGUUCAUUUCCCUGUGAUUCUUGUGUUGUGGCUGUCCACGAAGAGAGCAUUUACAGUGUGGAGCCAAACCGUGUGCAAGUUCGCACUCUGCAGGGUACAGUUAAGCAGCUGCUUGUAUUCAAUGAGACUGAGGGAAACCCCUGUCAUCUUCAGACCUGUGGGAACUUCCUAGUAGUGGGGACAGACAAAGCUCAUGUGAAGGUCUUUGAUCUUUCCCGCAGGGAAGCAAAGUCUCACAGCAACACUAAGAACCUGGCAGAGCACAUCCCUAAUUUGGGGAGCAUCACAUCGGUGAAGUGCAGCUCCAAUGGGAAUAACGUCAGCAUUCUUAUAACAAAGGCGAAUGGCAGCCCAGAUUCCAGGGUCUUUUUCUAUGAUGUGGAGAUGGAUACUCUACAUCACUUUGACUUUGAAAUUGGCAAACCAAGCAAUGAAAAUUGUUCCAUGCCUCGUUUGGAAGAGAGUGACAUAGAAAAAGGGCGUUCUGAGAUGCAUGAGCUGAUGGGACGAUAUCCAAUCAGUCAUUUUUGGGACCAGAAUGAACCCAGACUGUUCGUGUGCGAGGCAUCUUUGGCUGCUUCGACGGCAAGGCAGUCAAACAUUACUGCCAGCAUGGAGACCAGUUCCACAGAGUACAAGGUGGAUGUUAUGGUGAUAUCAUUCUUCAGUACACAGGAGCAUGGCCUCUUGCUGCAGGACAGUUUCCCCAAGAUGGAAUCCCAUGAGGCCCUGCUGGGGUUGGAGGUCCCUUAUUAUUAUUUCUCCAAGAAGUCAGGUGUGACUGAGAAUGAACCAGAAUCGAUGUCUGGGUCUACUUCUAUUCCACAAAUGGUGGCAAGGCGGCCCCUGCGAGAUUUUGUUGGACUGGAGGAUUGUGACAAGACAACACGUGAUGCUAUGCUGAACUUCAGCUUUUAUUUAACCAUAGGGGACAUGGAUGAGGCUUUCAAGUCAAUUAAACUCAUCAAGAGUGAGACAGUGUGGGAGAACAUGGCCAGGAUGUGUGUGAAGACACGGAGGCUUGACGUGGCUAAGGUGUGUCUGGGGAAUAUGGGUCAUGCCCGGGGAGCUAGAGCCCUGCGGGAGGCUGCUCAGGAACCUGAACUGGAUGCAAGAGUGGCAACGCUGGCUGUGCAGCUAGGAAUGCUGGAAGAUGCUGAGAGACUUUACAGAAACUGUAAACGGUUUGACCUGCUUACCAAAUUUUACCAGGCCUCAGGACAGUGGCAGAAGGCCAUUGAAAACGCCGAAGCAUUUGACAGAGUCCAUCUAAGGACAACAUACUACAAUUAUGCCAAGCACUUAGAAGCUAUGGGGGAUCAACACCUUGCACUGAGCCAUUAUGAAAAGUCAGACACUCACCGAUUUGAAGUACCAAGGAUGCUUCUAGAAGACCUGCAAGCACUCGAAAUAUACGUCAACAAAACAAAGGACAGAAGCUUGUGGAAAUGGUGGGCCCAAUAUUUGGAAAGUCAAGCAGACAUGGACUCUGCUUUGAAAUAUUACGAGAAGGCACAAGACUAUCUCUCUCUUGUCCGUGUUCAUUGUUAUCUUGGUAAUAUACAAAAGGCCUCUGAAAUUGCCAAUGAGACAGGGAACCAUGCAGCUUCCUAUCACCUGGCUCGCCAGUACGAGGCUCGGGAUGACGUAAAACAGGCCAUCCACUUCUACACUCGCGCGCAGGCCUACAACAAUGCAAUACGUCUGUGCAAGGACAGUGGACUUGAUGAUCAUCUGAUGAACUUGUCUCUGCUGAGCUCCCCAGAGGAUAUGAUGGAGGCAGCACGUUACUAUGAAGAGAAGGGACUCCAAAUGGAUCGUGCUGUGAUGCUAUAUCAUAAGAGUGGUCACUUUUCCAAAGCUGUUGAAUUGGCCUUUGCUACGCAGCAGUUCAGUGCUUUGCAGUUAAUUGCCGAGGACCUGGAUGAGAACUCUGAUCCUGCCCUCCUCUCCCGCUGUUCUGAUUUCUUCAUUGAGCACAGGCAGUUCGAAAAGGCAGUGGAAUUGUUGGUUACUGCAAAGAAGUACCAUGAGGCCCUGCAACUGUGCCUGGAACAGAACCUGACCAUCACAGAGGACAUGGCUGAGAAAAUGACCGUGUCGAAGGAUUCAAAGGAACUCUCAGACGAUUUCCGACGUGAGCUGCUCGAGCGGAUCGCUGACUGCUGCCUGCGGCAGGGAAACUACCACCUCGCAACCAAGAAGUACACGCAGGCUGGCAACAAGACCAAGGCAAUGAGAGCACUGCUGAAAUCAGGAGACACAGAAAAGAUAGUCUUCUUCACUGGAGUCUCUCGUCAAAGGGAGAUUUACAUAAUGGCAGCAAAUUACCUCCAGUCGUUAGACUGGCGGAAAGAUCCAGAAAUCAUGAAAAAUAUCAUCAGCUUCUAUACUAAGGGACGGGCACUGGAUUUGCUUGCUGGGUUUUACGAUGCCUGUGCACAGGUUGAGAUUGAUGAAUACCAGAACUAUGAGAAAGCACUCGGAGCUCUCACUGAGGCCUACAAGUGCCUGUCCAAGGCCAAAAUGCGGAGUCCAGGUGAGCAGGAGGAACAACUGGGGCAACUGCAGAACAAGUUGACGACAGUAAAGAAAUUUGUCCAGAUCAGAAGGCUUUACGAAGAGGAUCCAAAGGAAGCGUUAAAGCAGUGCGAGAUUCUGCUGGGUGCGCCCGAGCUGGACCAAGCUGUUCGGACCGGCGACAUCUACGCCCUCUUGGUGGAACAUCAUGCACAGCAGGGGAAUUUUGAGGUGAGAGAGGAGGAAAGAAUUGGCUUGGCCGUACACGACGGAAGCUGGCGGCGGAGGCGUCCCUCUGACUGGAGGUCUGCGACCACUGGUGUCCCGCAGGGAUCAGUGCUGAGACCUCUGUUGUCUGUGAUAUAUUGGAACACAAUGUAGAUGCUCUGAUUAGUAAGUUUGCAGACAACACAAAAAUUGGUGGAAUUGUGGAAAGAGGAAGGUUGUGAAAGGGUACAGCAGGGCAGAGGUCAGUCACAGAUUUGAGCAGUGAAAUAGCUGAUGGAGUUUAAUCAGGACAAUUGGGAGGUGAAAUGUAGGGCAACAGUACACAGUAAAUGGCAGGACCUUUAGGAGCACUGAUGUUGGAGCACAGAGGGAUCUCGGGGUGCAGGGCCAUAGCUCCCUGAAAGUGGCAACACAAGUGGAUAGGAUGGUAAAGAAUGCGUACGGCACACUUGCCUUUGUCGGUUAGACCAUUGAGUAAAGAGGUCAGGAAGUCACAUUGCAGCGGUAUAAAACCUUGCCUAGGCCACAGUUAGAGCAUUGUGUCCAGUUCUGGUCACUGCAUUACGGAACAGAUGUGGAGGCUUUGGAGCGGGUGCAGAUGAGGUUUACCAGGAUGUUGCCUGGAUCACAGGGUAUGAGCUAUGAGGAGAGGUUGGACAAACUUGGGUUGUUUUUUUCUGACAUCGGAGACUGAGAGGAGACCUGAUAGAAGUUUAUAAAAUUAUGAGAGGCACAGAUAGGGCAGACAGAGUCUUUUUCCCAGGGUGGAAAUGUCAAAUACUAUAUAAAGUGAGAGGGGGAAAGCUUAAAGGAGAUGUGCAAAGUAAGUUUUAUUUUACAGAGUGGUAGGUGCCUGGAACACACAGCCGGGGUUGGGGGUGGAAACAGAUAAGAUGGUGACAUUUAAGAGGUAUUUAGACAGGCACGUGUACGGGCAGGGAAUGGGGGGAUAUGGGUCCCGUGCAGACCGGUGUACGGGUAGGGAAUGGGGGGAUAUGGGUCC
This is a messenger RNA of Pristis pectinata (smalltooth sawfish), 5358 nucleotides long. It is a transcript of the gene ift140, whose product is annotated as intraflagellar transport 140 homolog (Chlamydomonas). NCBI's taxonomy places the organism in Eukaryota, Metazoa, Chordata, Chondrichthyes, Rhinopristiformes, Pristidae. The record is from RefSeq and is a predicted model, not a curated record. Gene Ontology annotation, biological process: intraciliary retrograde transport. The transcript is spliced from 30 exons. Gene Ontology annotation, molecular function: protein binding. The coding region runs from base 162 to 4508 and encodes 1448 amino acids. Gene Ontology annotation, cellular component: axoneme; intraciliary transport particle A; ciliary basal body.